AUGUGCUGGGUGGCUUGGGACAAACUCACAAAACCAAAAGCAGGUGGGGGUUUGGGAUUGAGGGAUAUCCAAUUAUUUAAUCAAGCUCUACUGGCUAAACAAGCAUGGAGGAUCUUAACCAACCCAACCUGUCUACUAGCGAGAGUGUUACUAGGCAAGUACUGCCACAACAAAAAUUUCAUGGAGGUCACAGUCCCUACGGUUUGCUCUCAUGGAUGGCGAAGCAUACUACAUGGCAGAGAACUACUAAGAGAGAAUGUGGGUAAAGCAAUAGGGAACGGCUUAACUACCAAGGUGUGGAAAGAUUCAUGGAUAUCACUGGAACAGAACCUCAAACCAUUUGGACCUAUCCCUGAAGCGGCUAUGGAUCUUACGGUUUCAGACCUUCUAACCUCAGACAUGAAAUGGAACAAGAAGAGAAUAGAAGAGCUGUUACCCCUUGUGGCAGAGGAAAUCCAAAUGAUCCACCCAGGGAGCCAAGCCACGGAAGACAUCUAUGUGUGGCAACCACUACAAACAGGCAAGUACACAGCAAAGUCAGGUUACUAUACAGCAGCUAUGAAAGGACAAUGUAUACAAGAACCUAUACCUGAUGCGUUUGAGUGGGUGAAAGAUAUAUGGAACGCCAAGUGCUCGCCAAAGAUGAAGCUCUUUAUGUGGUCCAUCAUACAAGAAGCCAGAACUACUGCAACGAAGAGGAAUUCAAUCAGAGGCGCUCUGUUUCACCUAGCUACAGAGGUCGACUUCAAGAAGGCUGUGAUUGCGUUCAGGAGACAAAUAUGCCUCCCACUCUCGGGAGUCUCCUCAACCAUUCUACCAUGGGUGUGUUGGGCCUUGUGGACAGCUCGUAACACGCUCUUGUUUGAAAAGCGAACCUUUACUCCGACAGAAGUAGCAACCAAGGCGAUAAGACUGGCAAGGGAAUGGAUUAAUGCACAAGCUCAUCAGACACAAUCAACGAACGUCUUACCCCAUCCAAAGAGGAAGCAUCAGUUCAGAAGCGCCACCGGUGAUACUCCGACGUGCAAAUCGGACGCAGCCUACGAUGCUCAAUCAAGGAGAGCUGGCCUCGCAUGGAUCAUCAAUAAGCCUUCAGGAAGAAUGAUCCACCAAGAAUCGAGGACCCAAAACUUCGUGCCCUCACCUCUAGUAGCGGAAGCGCUGGCGCUCCGUGCUGGAUUAAUCGACGCAGUAAAGCUCGAGCUCCCAAAGCUCCGGAUGCUCUCUGACAACUCAACGCUCGUUAGAGCAAUCAACAACGACGCGCAGGCGAAGGAGAUCUUUGGUAUCAUCAAUGAUAUUCAACAAAUCUCUUCUGCGUUUGUCGAGAUUUCGUUCACACACAUCUCGCGUUCUUUCAACGAAGAUGCCGACCGCUUAGCUAAAUUAUGUCUUUCAGCUUCUUAA
This is a messenger RNA of Brassica rapa (field mustard), 1407 nucleotides long. RefSeq lists its product as uncharacterized. The record is from RefSeq and is a predicted model, not a curated record. Lineage: Eukaryota; Viridiplantae; Streptophyta; Magnoliopsida; Brassicales; Brassicaceae. Gene Ontology annotation, molecular function: nucleic acid binding; RNA-DNA hybrid ribonuclease activity.